AACUGAAAGCAAACACAUAAAAGAAAGUGGCACCACUGACCCACCGACAGUCCGGACUAAAUUUCACCUUUUUAGAAUGACGUCUCAGAGUUUAGUCAGCAGAGCCAGUUUUCGUGAUGGGUCUGUCGCCCAACCGGAGCUCCUAACUCCUCAGACGCAAGAGAGUAAAAUCAUAGAUAAAUUUUACCCGUCCGCCGGCUUUUCUACUUCGGGGUAUCGGUGCACCAAGUACUCCCCGGAGGAGUGGACCGAGAACAACGACGCGCUGCUUCUCCAGGCGGCAAAUGAUCGCGACGAGGCGCAAAAGGUGCGGCAUGAGUCCAAAGAAACGCAGAUGGAGACGGAGUCUGUCACGCUGCGCCGCCAGGCGGACGGGACGCGGCACCUCGGCCACAGGCUGCAGGACAUCCACUUCUGGAAGUCGGAGCUGCAGCAGCACAUUGACCAAACGGCAGCCGCGACCGGCUCACUGGUGGCCCUGAAGCGCCGACUGGAGAAGGCGCUGGAUGCCAGCGAAACGCCCUUCAGGAUCGCUGCUGAUAACCUGGCUUGGCGUGAGCGCCGACUUGGUCCCGACCUGGUGAAGGACAACGUGGACGAGGAGCUGCUGAAGGUGCAGUCUGACAGAGGGAGGCGACACCCAGCCGUUUGGGCUUUAAUUUCAGAGGUAGAACUUAUCAGAAACGUCCAGUCUCUUCUGAGAAGAACACUGACUCAAACCAUCGACCAAAUACGGGCCAACCGGGAGGCCAAGAAGACUCUGGAGCUGGACUGGUCAGACAAGCGCCAGGCGUACAGCACAGACGACCAGUGCGGCCGAUACACCAACGGCAGCCAGGACACUCAGCAGCACCUCAGCUCCGCUAAGCUCCAGCUGCAUGUGUCAGACCGUGUGACCUGGGCCAGGUUCACGCAGGACAACCUGGCGCAGGCGCAGCGGGAGCUGCGGGCCUCGGCGGAGCUGCAGCUGCUGUGCGAGCGCGUGCUGCAGGAGACCGCCGAGGACCUGCAGGCCCAGUGUGCCGCUGUGGAUGCCGCCUUUGCCCACCGCUGCCAGGAAGUGUCCGAGGCCAAAGUGGCGAUGGAGCUGCACCUGACCCAGAUCCUGGAGCAGAUCGGGGCCCAGGAGCGAAACAUUGCCAUGCUACAGCAGGCCCUGCGAGACAAAGAGGCGCCCCAGCGGGUCACCCAGACCCGGCUGCACCAGCGGGCCCAGAGGCCCAACGUGGAGCUGUGCCAAGACGAACCCCAGCUCAGUCUGGUCGCCGAAGCAGGUGAGAUUGAGUGCGCUGUGGAGUCACUGCAGCGACGGCUGGCCGAGUCACAGCGGUCACUGCGCCACCUGGAGGACACACGCAUGGCACUGGAGAAGGCCACUGCGACCAAGACGCACAGUCUGCUGGUGGACCGGGACCGCUACCCGACCGCCAGCACGCUGGCCGGAUACUGAUCCCCGCAACAGGCUCACUCUCUCCCUCUAACACUCCUUGUAACACUCUCUCACUCCCUCUGUGUUUUUUCACUCUCCCUCAUGCUCUGGCCACUCCCCCAUGAACAGCUCUGUCCGCAUCUCUCAGUGAUUCCUCCUUUUCCUUUGCUGUAGAAUUCCCAUGUUUUCCAGUCAAGCCCUCCGGCUCUUUUUUUGUUCUUAUUUGAUUGUUUGCUACUUUUCAUCAAAUCAGUCUUAAUUCAAAAGUAUUAAAACCGCUCUGGCAUUAAAAGGUACGGAGCAGUGUAGGUGUGGCAGGACAGCUGAGGACACCUACGGCGUGUCCAGCACUGUCCAUUUAAGCCUUUAAACAGGGUGUUCUGACACAUUGGGUCUCACAAGAAGGAUUUGUCAUGUAAUCGCUUGCUUGACUUUGCGUCUUUUACGUUGACUUUGGUAAUGAGAAACUCUGCUCUGUGUGUUUCAUGCUUUUAUGUGUCAUUAAACAGAGAGCACUGCUCUGCAUCAGA
This is a messenger RNA of Paramormyrops kingsleyae, 1959 nucleotides long. The record is from RefSeq and is a predicted model, not a curated record. Lineage: Eukaryota; Metazoa; Chordata; Actinopteri; Osteoglossiformes; Mormyridae.